This is a messenger RNA of Penicillium manginii, 1527 nucleotides long. RefSeq names its product alpha/beta hydrolase. The record is from RefSeq and is a predicted model, not a curated record. The transcript has a single exon. The coding region runs from base 1 to 1527 and encodes 508 amino acids. NCBI's taxonomy places the organism in Eukaryota, Fungi, Ascomycota, Eurotiomycetes, Eurotiales, Aspergillaceae.
AUGGGCAGGCUUCUAUACUUCCUGUCGGCAGCUGCAGCCCUAGCAACAUUCUCGACUGCUUCGCCAGUCAAAACUUCAAAUUUCAAUUAUGACCCACCUUCCAAGGUAGACUGGCAAGCGUGCGAGGAAGGUAUACGCUGCGCCAAUCUCUCCGUACCACUUGACUGGAGCAAGCCCCGAGGCAAACAAAUCAGCAUCGCAAUGGCCAUGAUUCCAGCUGCGAACCAGGAGAAGCGAAUCGGCUAUUUGAUGGUUAAUCCAGGCGGACCAGGAGCGUCCUCACUCAACCUGAUAAGCGCUGGGAAGGAUUUCCUCAUGUCGACCCCUUUACAUCAAUACUUCGACAUCCUGGGCCCUGGACCUCGAGGCACAGCAGGAAGCACACCUGUGAACUGCGACCCGGAACCCUGGAACAGACGCUACCCCGAAAGACCCCAAACCGAAGCCGAAUUCCAAGAAAUGCUACAAGUCUUCCACGACCGCGGCGAGAGCUGCGUCAACCAGAAAGAUAAUGACAUCCUCUACUUCGUGGAUACGAUCAGCGUCGCGAAAGAUCUCGAAGCCGUGCGCAUCGCACUGGGCGACGAGAAAAUGAACUAUAUCGGCUUUUCAUACGGAACUCAGCUUGGCGCUCAAUAUGCGGAACUCUUCCCGGAUAAUAUUCGCGCUCUCGUGCUGGAUGGAAUCAUGGAUCACUCCCGAUCCGGCCCCGAUCUAUGGGGUCCCGAAUCAAACGGCUACGAAGUAACAGUCAACCAAUUCUUCGACUGGUGCGCCAAGAACAACACAUGCGCCCUACACAAAGUGAAAGACCUCCCGACCAAAUUCGACGCCUUUAUCGACCGGGCCAAUAAAUCCCCCAUCCCGGCCCCGAGCUGCUUGAACAAGACCUCGGAAGUAUACCCUUGCUUCGAAGAUGCCACUGGAAACGAGAUCCUGCGCGCCUUCCAGACCCCGAUCUGCUUCCCGUACCCGGAAACCGGAUCUGUGGGCGGAUGGGUCGGACUGUCCGAAUUGCUUCAGGUGGCGAUGUACAACAACGACUCGAGCGCAUUCUCUACGACAAAGUACGCCUCCACCACCGGCUACGAUAUGUCCUACGCUGCUAUUUUCUGCCAAGACGCGCCCCGGUCGAACUGGAGCGCUAUCGACUUCAAGAUCAAGGCGGAUGUCGGCGCCGUGGCGACGCCGCAUACGCGUGGAAUUGGCGAGGUUUGGUAUCUGGAUGCUCUUUGUAUGAAUUGGCCUACGCCGGUGCGGAACCCGCCUCGGUCGUUGGCGCCUGCGUUCGCGAGCCGGAAUAUGAGCACGCCUAUUCUUUUGGUGAAUGCGCUUUAUGAUCCUGAGACGCCGAUUCAAUUUGCUUUGAAUGUGCAUCGGCAGCUUGGGGAGCAGAAUGCUCAUCUUAUUAUUCGAGAUGGAAGUGGUCAUACCAGCUAUAACCAUGUGGGUGAGACUCAUCGGGCUAUUAACAAGUACCUGGUUGAUCUUGAGGUUCCAAAGACCGGGGCUAUGUACAAGGAUUAA